Ruditapes philippinarum (Manila clam) is the source of this 3629-nucleotide messenger RNA. Its product is annotated as nephrin-like. NCBI's taxonomy places the organism in Eukaryota, Metazoa, Mollusca, Bivalvia, Venerida, Veneridae. Gene Ontology annotation, biological process: cell-cell adhesion. The record is from RefSeq and is a predicted model, not a curated record. Gene Ontology annotation, molecular function: cell adhesion molecule binding. Bases 12 to 3233 code for a protein of 1073 amino acids. The transcript has 12 exons. Gene Ontology annotation, cellular component: cell-cell junction.
GGAAUGAAGCUAUGUUGAACAAAAUGCAUACCGAAAGAUGUAGUUUUCUUUACAUAUUAUUAGUUUCUGAUAUAGGUGUAUUGACAAACUCCAUUCAGCUUACACCAUUGCAAAUAACAGCCACAGAAAAUUCCAGUGCUACACUCACAUGUUCAAUGACAAAUGGAAUUCUGCCAGAAUCAAUUUGGUUUAACUCUCAGAUAGCUGGUGGCGCAAAUUUAUAUUACUCCAAAGGACAAUGUAUUACAUCGCGGUUUCUAAAUAAUAGUGCUUAUUUUAGCGGUGUGUGCAAUAGUGAUGGAACGUACUCUGUAAUUCUAAAGAAAAUUGAACGAUCACAACAUGGAGCUAAAUGGACUUGUUCAGGAACGCUUUCCUCAUCAAAUACAGUCGCUAUAAAAGUGUUAGUUCCGGCUACAAGCGCGGAAUUGAGCCAACAUAAUGGGGACUACAUGAAAGAAUUUCAGGAAAAGAAAAUCUCUUGCAGCACAUCAGCGUGUCGACCAGACCCAAGAGUACAAUGGUAUCUUAGUAGUUACGACCAGGUUGUAUAUAAUCUAACACAUUUGUCAACCAACAAAGACGUUAAUGGCGAAUAUGGUCUCAAAGCCGUUGUGAGUGUACUGACAUUAAGUCCAAAUAGAACGAUGAAUUACUUACGUCUGUACUGUGAAGUGUGGACUCAAUCUGAUAAAGCUGACAAAACAAGCAGAAAAACAAUUGUUAAUGUUACCUAUCCCCCAGAUAAUUCACCUUUGAUACAAGGAGUUGGGUCUAACGAUGCUAUACGGGUCAUUGAGUCUGAUAAAGGGUCAUUUGUAUGUUCGAUUACCGGAGGAAACCCAUUGGCAUUGUUAAGCUGGAACUGUUUCGACAGUCAUGACUCAAUAUCGCGAACCCAAGAUAGCACUGUAACAAGCACAGUUAAAUGGACGGCAUUGCGCAAUUAUAGCACAUGCUCCUGUACAUCGAAUCACAAAAUAAGUAAUUGGAAAAAAACUACGAACAUAACAGUUAAUGUACAAUACCCUCCAACCACACCACAUUUUAAAAUCGGACAAACAUAUGUUUUUGGCAAUGUUCGUGUUAUUCAAAACAACACAUUGCGAGUUGUCUGCAAUAGCGAAAGUAAUCCUUUAUCUAGCUACAUAUGGACUGGUCCAGGUUUUUCUGGCAAAGGUGAUACGUUGGAAAUAACAAGCGUUAAAAUAAGCAAUCAGGGGGAUUAUAAAUGUGUGGCGUCAAACAGGAUGACAAGAACGAAUUCUUCCCAUGAGGACGGGAGUAAUUCAUCAUCAUUCAUUCUAACAGUAUUAUACCCCCCAAGCGAUCCAAAAUUUAAAUUUGAAAACUCCAGCGGACAGCUCAUUCAAUCAAACAUAUUUUACGUAGUGAGAAAUGAUACGUUUUCAAUUUAUUGUGAUGUAAAAGGAAAUCCUGUACCUAACAUCAAAUGGGAUGAUAACAAAAGCAAUCCCAGAUUGAGUAUAUCUAACAUCCUUUUGGACAUAAAUAGUACAUGCAGAGCAACAAACUUGAUGAAAGAAACUGCAAGUCAAAAAGAAAUGAACUCAAAAUCGGAAGAAUUGUUUUCAAUUAUUGUCUUUUAUCCUCCACGGCUUCCUACAAUACACGUUUCAAAUUAUAAUGGCGACAACGUUCAAGUUCAAAAAAGAAACGUCAGUGUUAUUGAAUCAGAAACAAUCAAUGUGACAUGUUUUUCGACAAGUAAACCAAUGCCGACAUAUAAAUGGAUACAUGAGCAAUAUAUGAAAACACAGACGACAAACGUCUUGAAAUUUGUCAACAUCAGUCGGCACGAAAGUGGAACACAUGCUUGCAACGUUGAAAAUGCUAUGAAGAGAUCAAUUGGCAAAACUGAAGUAGGAAAAAGUAACUCACAAAUAAUUCUGAACAUAUUAUAUCCAGCUAUUGUGAAUAAUAUACAUGAUGUAAGAAUUGUUGAGGGAUCACAAUUGGAAACAUUAUGCCCGGUAGUAGAUGGUAAUCCUUCAUACUCCACAGUUACAUGGUCCAGACAAAGUGACGAAAAUCGAUGGAACAAUAGACUAUUGUUUAUAAAGAACGUUUCAAGAGCAGAUGAUGCAAACUACACCUGUAGUGUAAUUACAGAGAUGCAUCCUACUAUCGGUAGAUUUUCAAAAAUUGAAAGAAGACAAUCUUUUCAUCUAAAUGUUUUCUUUCCAUCGGAAAUUAACACAUUUACAAUAUCUACGGUAAGCUCUGGUCGGACCUUUGAAGUAAACAGAACUCAAAAUCCAUCAUUUGAAUGCAUUGUUGAAGCCAAUCCUACGUCAGAUUUAAAAAUAAUGUCUCCAUGGGGUGACUAUAUUGUCGAAGUAUCAAACUCAAAUAUUGCCCACCACACAUUGCACAAUGCAUCAUUUAAAGAUGCCGGAGAAUAUAUUUGUACCGGGAGAAACAACUACACAAGGGGCUCACCAUUACAGUCAAAACUGAUUCUUAUCGUUAAAAGCCGACCAAGACCAUCCUCUGGCGAAACAAACGUUAUAAAAGUGGCAACAGUUCUGAACGUUGAUGUAACACUGCUAUUUACAGCUUGGAAUUAUCUUGAUGAACCAAACAAAACAAUGUUCAGUUGGUUUAAGGAAAAUGUUGCCAUUCCUAACAAUGACAAUAAAUACAUAAUACAUUCGAAUGAUUUUCAAACAAAUAUUACUAUAAUGAACACAACUCAACAAGAUUAUGGACUUUAUAAAGUAAAUGUUGAAAAUUCAGUUGGACUGUAUACUCACUAUUAUGAAUUGAAAGCCACAGAUAAACCAGAGAGACCAAGGGACUUUCGUGUAAUAAACAACACAAUUACAGACACAUCAGUUCCACUGGCAUGGAGUCCUGGUUUUAAUGGAGGAUUUCCACAAACAUUUGUAAUAAUCUAUAAAAUAAAACACGACAGUUUAUGGUUGAACAAAUCAAUACAAGAUAAAGGUGAUAUGAAUAUGAAUUAUACUUUAAAUGACCUUCGCAGCAUUCAAGAGUAUGAAAUAGAGAUGUUUGCUAAGAACAUAGAAGGAAAUUCAAUUCACACAGAGCGUCUUUAUUUCAAAACUAAAGGCAUAAAGAAGUCAAAAGAAACGCAAACUAUGGGAUCUUCAAACACUGGGGCAUUUGUUGGUGCUGGUGUCGGUGCAUCUGUUGUUACACUCGCACUUGUUGCUGGGUCCUUGUUUGGAUCUAAACGACUUAAGUAAGUGAGGUCACGUUUUUCUGAUAAAAGAGCCAUGACAUGUUUAAAUUCCAAUUUGAUAAAUAUAUCAAUAUAACAAUAUUUUAUGAUCACUUUAUCAAAUCUUUUAUUAGCUACAACUGGAGGCCUUAGAUUUUUAUCAGGGCUGAAUUCAGUCAUAAUGACUUAUUCGUUGUAAAAUGAUUCACUUGAAGGUACCAAAUAUACAUACAAUAAGAGUGUAUCGAUUUGAUUAGAUGAGCAUAACCGUUCAAGCCACGUUGUUGAACCUUUCGGUAGUAAUCAGUACAUUUUGGUUUAUGUAUAAUUUCCCCUUAUUGAUGAAUGUGAGUCGUCAUACUGAGAUGUUAAAACGGCCAUCCAAUUUGUAAAGGCAUGUCAAAUAUCCUCAUUUUCAAAA